Procambarus clarkii (red swamp crayfish) is the source of this 1110-nucleotide messenger RNA. RefSeq lists its product as uncharacterized. The record is from RefSeq and is a predicted model, not a curated record. NCBI's taxonomy places the organism in Eukaryota, Metazoa, Arthropoda, Malacostraca, Decapoda, Cambaridae.
AUGACUGAAGUAGUUGUAAAGGACGCUGAAGUUCUCCAUCUUCUUAAAACGUUCGACACAGAUAAAGCUGUGGGGCCAGAUAAGGUCAGUCCAAGACUAUUACCCACCUGCGCUGACCUGUUGGCUCCACCUCUCACAAAAAGCAAGCAACAAAGCAAGCAACAAAGCAAGCAACAAAGCAAGCAACAAAGCAAGCAACAAAACAAGCAACAUAGCAAGCAACAAAGCAAGCAACAUAGCAAGCAACAAAGCAAGCAACAAAGCGAGCAACAAAGCAAGCAACAAAGCAAGCAACAAAGCGAGCAACAAAGCAAGCAACAUAGCAAGCAACAAAGCAAGCAACAAAGCAAGCAACAAAGCGAGCAACAAAGCGAGCAACAAAGCGAGCAACAUAGCAAGCAACAUAGCAAGCAACAAAGCGAGCAACAAAGCAAGCAACAUAGCAAGCAACAAAGCGAGCAACAAAGCGAGCAACAUAGCAAGCAACAAAGCAAGCAACAUAGCAAGCAACAAAGCAAGCAACAAAGCAAGCAACAAAGCGAGCAACAUAGCAAGCAACAAAGCAAGCAACAAAGCAAGCAACAAAGCAAGCAACAAAGCAAGCAACAUAGCAAGCAACAAAGCAAGCAACAAAGCAAGCAACAAAGCAAGCAACAAAGCAAGCAACAAAGCAAGCAACAUAGCAAGCAACAAAGCAAGCAACAAAGCAAGCAACAAAGCAAGCAACAUAGCAAGCAACAAAGCAAGCAACAAAGCAAGCAACAAAGCAAGCAACAAAGCAAGCAACAAAGCAAGCAACAAAGCAAGCAACAAAGCAAGCAACAAAGCAAGCAACAAAGCAAGCAACAAAGCAAGCAACAAAGCAAGCAACAAAGCGAGCAACAAAGCAAGCAACAAAGCAAGCAACAAAGCAAGCAACAAAGCAAGCAACAAAGCAAGCAACAAAGCAAGCAACAAAGCAAGCAACAAAGCAAGCAACAUAGCAAGCAACAAAGCAAGCAACAAAGCAAGCAACAAAGCAAGCAACAAAGCAAGCAACAAAGCAAGCAACAAAGCGAGCUUUUUGCAACAAUUGAGAAAGCAACCCCAGACAACAACUGGGUCCAAUAA